AUAUACGUGUAGGUAUCUUUGUAUCCUGUCCAUUACGUGGAGAGACCCGUUGUUGAACCCAUACAAUCUCGAAGAUGUCUCUGAAUGUUGAGGUCGGUGGGACGUCCGUGUCCCCGCUGCCUGCACUUGACAGCAUAGACACCGGGUCGAGUCGUAACAUCAACAUGAAGCAGUUCCUGUGUGUCAAGCACGCGCUGCCCAAGACGAGGGUGACCAACACCAUACUGUACGAGAACUCGAGUCAGAGCAGACAUCUCGAAAUGAAGGUAACGGAAUCAAAACCUCCUUCUUUUCAUAAGUCGAUGGCAAAUUAAAAUAUUUAACUUCAACUUUGGCUGGCAGACAGUUGUGAAAUAAAUCAUAUAUGACCUGUUGUUUGGUUGUUUUUUUUUGUGAGUCCUUUUUCUUUUGUUUCUUUUCUUUUUUUUUUUUGCAAAGAUGUUAUACUGUACCUUAUUUUUUUUUAAGUCAUUAAUUUUAAUUGCUAAUCACUCAACCCGUAAGUACCUUAACUGUUCAGGGCAGAAAUUUCGUAUCGCAGCAAGCAAGACAGUUGUGAAAUAAAUCAUAUAUGACAUGUUGUUUGGUUGUUUUUUUUUGUGAGUCCUUUUUCUUUUGUUUCUUUUCUUUUUUUUUUUUGCAAAGAUGUUAUACUGUACCUUAUUUUUUUUUAAGUCAUUAAUUUCAAUAGCUAAUCACUCAACCCGUAAGUACCUUAACUGUGCAGGGCAGAAAUUUCGUAUCGCAGCAAGCUCCACGCUUUGCAGGUGAAAACAGACCCAAAACAAUGUUAUAAGAAAUAGAAUGAUAUAUUCUUUUAAAAUUUCAUUGAAUACUGUGUUGAGUACGUUUAAAGACGUUAACCUAUGUUGGCUUUACCUUGUGAUUUUGCGACUGAUCACGUUUCAGACAUGAUGUGUGCAUUUAAAAAAAAAAAAAAGAUUUCUCAACGGAUUUGAGAAAUAUAACUUAAACAUAUGAACUCAUAAUUAUAUACUGGACGUUUGAACAGUUGGCCUCGUUGGAUCACCAGAAAGAGCAAGCCCUGGACGCCAUGGACAUCAACAAGCGCACGUUCAUCAGGCAGCAGGAGAGGAAACGCCGGAAAUGGAUGAGGGAAGACCAGACGCGUCUGUCUGGCUUAAACCUCCCGACCCUACCCCCAUCUGUAGUGGAGAGAAGGCCAAGUGUGCAAGUCAUCUGCCAGUGUAGACUAGAGAAGGUACGCUUUACCAUCAAAGGUGUAGAUUAGAAAAGGUAGGUUUUACAAUCAAAGGUUUAGAUUAAAUUGUAUUUUAGCAUGCUUACAGCACUCUGGUGUCCUAAAAUCUAUUUAAAGAAAAAAGUCUUUAAAUGUUUCUUAAAUGACUUUUCAUUUAUCAUGUUCAACAAUUUUUAUUUUUUUCCCCUCAAAAUUGAGCCAGACUGUUCGCCAAUUUAGGCUUCAUAGGUGCGCACUCCGUAUGACUUCAUUCUUAGUUCAACAUUAGUUCGGAGUUAAGGUUACGAACUGUUGAGUAAGAUAAACGCAUGUGUAUUAAGAUACUGGCGUCUCUUCAAGUUUUUGCCCCAAAGGGCUACACAUCAAUGUAUGGCACUACGUGUGACCAAAUUGACGGUAACUGCAAUUUAAUUGACUCGUUUCCUCUGACAGGACUCAACGAGUGCCAGCCCCAGACGCCAGCCCAUCCUCCCGAUGAUGAAGAUACACAAGGAGCGGACUGAAAUCGUCCUGCACCGCAAUCGGACGUUUCUCACGCGACUCCCCUCGUCCGUUGAGAUCGACCUCGACGCACAGCAGCUCUUCGACGCCUACAGGGGCGCCUCGUUUCUCGUGCGGGGGCUCCCGUGCAAGGACGAUCGGUUCCUGGGACUUCACACGCUGCUGCAGCAACGCCCACGGAAGACAAAGGACAAACUCUGGGGGAAUACUUUAUUUUAG
Molecule: messenger RNA, 1942 nt
Organism: Lymnaea stagnalis (great pond snail)
Lineage: Eukaryota; Metazoa; Mollusca; Gastropoda; Lymnaeidae
Source: the annotation of a GenBank genome assembly